Scomber scombrus (Atlantic mackerel) is the source of this 3225-nucleotide messenger RNA. RefSeq names its product TNF superfamily member 11 (gene tnfsf11). The transcript has 4 exons. Bases 235 to 1032 code for a protein of 265 amino acids. Gene Ontology annotation, biological process: immune response. NCBI's taxonomy places the organism in Eukaryota, Metazoa, Chordata, Actinopteri, Scombriformes, Scombridae. The record is from RefSeq and is a predicted model, not a curated record. Gene Ontology annotation, cellular component: membrane. Gene Ontology annotation, molecular function: tumor necrosis factor receptor binding.
GGGCUCGCUUUACCUGUAGAGCGCUCAGGUCGAUCUGCUUGCCAGUCUUGUCGAAAUCUUUUCCUUCGAUCUAUUUGCGCACCGGGAGAACGCUCUGAUUGGUUGCAGGGGGAAAACCAGCUCUGUCAGCCCACCCACCGCUGAUUAUAGGGACUCUUGCAGACUCAGUUUCCUUCCUUGCAUUGAGUCUGAGACCUGGCCCGGGGUCUGAACUGCACACACAGAGCGCGCAUCAUGGCAGCUACCCACAGCGAGUACAGAGGCUACCUGCGGAACGACUUGGAAGCAGGGCAACACCGCUUCCACCCGGUGCAGCACUCGGAGCCCACUUACCGGCCGCUCCUAUUCGGGACCCUCGCUGUUAUGGGAUUGCUUCAGGUGGCUUCCAGCGUGGCGAUCUUAUUACACCUCACUGGUUACCUGCAAGAGGUAGAUUUGUCUACAGCCCCACAUCGGCCUAUAGAGGAAGUGCAGACAGAGCCGGUGCUGAACGCUCUGAGAGACACGAGGAAAAAAGGACGAUGCAAAACUCCAAAAGAGAGCCUGCCAUCCGCUCAUCUACCAAUCAGAGCGCAUCAAGAGUACUCAAAGAAGGGCGAGCCAAAAGCCAUCACCAUUGACUGGGAUGAGGAGCACGGAUACCGCCAGAGGAUGGGCUAUCAGAAGGGAAAACUGCUGGUGAUGGAGUCUGGUUUCUACUAUAUUUAUGCUAAGACCUGCUUCCGCUACUACAAGUACAUACCAGAGGACAGCAGUCAGACCGGGGUCCCACCAGUGGAUGUUAGCAACACCCAACUCAUCCAGUACGUCUACCACGAGAGCAUCAAACAGAACAGCAAAGCUGCAGUGUUGAUGAAGACGGGCAGCACCAUGCGAUGGAACAACACAAGCUAUAACAUGUACUGCGCCCAGCAGGGCCGAGGGGUCCGGCUGGAUGAGGGAGACACCUUGUUUGUCAAUGUGUCCAAUGCUUGGAUGUUGGACCCAGAGGGAGAAGGGACGUAUUUUGGGGCCAUAAAGUUGGGUAACUGAAAUUUUAAUAUGUGGGGAGCGGACAUGCUACUGAACAUUAAUGCCAAAGAACCACUGAUAGUGAUUUAUAAUGGUUAUUUGUCAAAAAAAGUUGUUGUUUUUUUUUUUUUUUUUUUCUACAUGUGUUGUUUUUUUUAUUAAUUGCUCCUCCCCAAAUAACCUUGGGGUUGUUUAUGAGAAAAACUUGUCUUGCCAAUCAGUCCAACAUAACCACACACAGCUGUCAACUUUAUCCAGAAUGGCACUGGAUUUCGUUUUUGGUAUUGUGGUUUAUAUUUGAAAUAUUGAAUACGGAUUACAACAUUCUGGACUUCAGCAUAGAAAUGUGUGUAUGCACUAAUUAAACAAACCACAAGUGAGCAACUGAGGAGGUGAGUCUGUGGAAAUGUCCACAAAGAGCAUUGCAGUUGAUAAAUCAUCUGCUUGUAGUUAACAGAUUAUCACAGGAUAAAAAUAACAAGGCUCCCAGGCCUUCCUCUGAACAACGACAGUGAAUGCAUAAAUGUUUUCUUGAAAGGGAAUGAGGCAUCCUCGCAGUAGGUAACUCAUCAGUAUCAUUCGCAAUAAGCCGUUAGAUUGUGAUUUAUUUCACCCUCAAAAUCUCUAAGGGAAACUGAAACUUAACACCAAAGUUUCAAUUUGACUCUGACAAUGUUUUUUCAAACAACAUAGCCAGUUAAAAAAAGAAGGUCAUGUGUGUGUUCCAAAAACUCAUUUGUUAUCCAGUUUUCUGUCUUGAGUGGCCUGCUUCAUUGAAGACAAUUACACAGCAAUGUCAUUUUAAACUAGGUGGGAAAUGACAUCGUUGGUUAUGUUUAUGACAAAUUAACAGCAAAGGAGAUAGCGGGACUGUCUGACCUUUUAUUAACACGAAAAGACUCUUGUCUUCUUUAACUAGAUGAGCCAGAUUGAGUUUGGUUCAUCUUUAACUUAAACUUUGUUUUUCAUUUGGCUCUCCAGGGAGGUAAAUGGGGAAUAUGCACUAAAUAUUUAUUUAUUAGCUAUAGAAAUACAGAGACAGGUCAUUGUUACAUUGACCUUUCGCCUGUAAAUAUCAAUUAUAUUGUAUGUCUUAUGUCUCAUGACAUUCAUUAUGCAGCACUUAGGAAAUAGUAGACACGCUUUUGUUAUUAAAACACAGGGGCUUCAUUUUAAAUUCCAUAUUUAUCAUGGUUUUGACAAUUCUGUGUGCACUUGCCUAGCUGAAAGCAAUAUGGAUACAAGAUUGUAGCAUCUGAUUCCAUUUGAUAAUUUUUUUCCCCCCAUUCAGUGUUCUUUUUAUUUAUGUUGUGUUUUAAUAAAAAAAACUACUUUUGUAACAGUGUUUCAUGUGUAUUGACAUUACGUGAUGCUGUUGCUUGCAGUGAGGAGCAUUAAACUUCACAGGAUUAGGUCGCAGCCACCUCGUACUGUAACCUGAUGAGCAGGCCACCCUGACUUUAAUAUUAUCGAGAGGUGCAAUUUGAUUACCUGUGCUGUCUUUGGAAAAUUCAACACCAUUAUGGCCAAAGAGUAAAGUCAUGCUGUUCCUUACCCCGCUGCAACCCUGGUCAGAGCAGCCCACCAGCUCAUUAUAGAGAUACUGUAGGUUGUAUAGAGAAACCGCCCAAUGUUGCUGCAGCGUUGCUAACUCACAGCAGACAUUUGGACCACAGCACAGAGCGACCUACAGAAUAAACAAGAAACAGACUGCAUCGAGUGGGAAUAACGACGAGAAUUUCAUUACUUCACUGUUAUGUGUGUAAGAAAUUUUGAUCAUUGUGGCGAUGGGUCUCCCAUGAAGCCCCACGGCGUGUGCAAGGGAAACUGUUUUAAUGUUAGACCCGUCGCCAAACAAUUCCUCUAUUGUCUGUACUUGGGCGUUCACCAGCAUAUGGCCAGAAAAUGGCUGGGGUUCACACGUUUUGUGCUGUACGCUGAGACCUCACACGGCUUUCAGCUCAUUGUUCAAAUGUUACUGAGAGUUUGAAAUAAAAUCUGGGGUUUGAGAAGAAAUACUUGGCUGAGGCGUCUAUGGAGCGGAUAUGUUUUCGAGUUUUGACAGGAUUCUGCGUGCCAGAUUUUCUGUAGUGUACAGCACUGAUGGAUGUGACUGCAAGAAUGUAACAUGUAAUUGGCUUUAAUAAAAUGUCUUCCAAAGAAUCAUCAAUUUUAAAGGGGAAUUGUUCACUUGUGACAAAACACUAGUGCCCA